Molecule: messenger RNA, 1894 nt
Organism: Wyeomyia smithii (pitcher-plant mosquito)
Lineage: Eukaryota; Metazoa; Arthropoda; Insecta; Diptera; Culicidae
Product: proton-coupled amino acid transporter-like protein pathetic
Exons: 8
Coding region: 235-1629 (464 amino acids)
Biological process (GO): amino acid transmembrane transport
Cellular component (GO): vacuolar membrane
Molecular function (GO): amino acid transmembrane transporter activity
Source: RefSeq, a predicted model, not a curated record
UAUCGAUUGACAAAGUUUCCGUUCAGUCGUUCGCGGAACCUCGAUCGGUGCAGUGCUAGUUGAGAGGAAGUUCCCACCGCGAACUACUCGAAUAAAGUGAAACACAAUCAUAAGAACAAGCGGUGAUCCUUGGUGUGGUCUCGAGGAUUGAUAAAAGUUACGAUACCUGACGCUACCUUGGGAGAUAAACAGAUACCGACCGGAGCCUGCCACACCAAUCCUGGAUAGCUAGAAAUGACGGAGGAAAAGGUGAAAUCAAACCCUGAACCGGGAGUCCCUCAGUUUGUGGCCAGCGAUUUUAAUUCGUCAACAAAACUAGCAGACAACCAAAUCGACGAUGACGAAUACAACCCGUUCGAGCAUCGGCAGGUUGAGAAACCUAAUAGUACCAGCGGAUCUCUCAUCCACUUACUCAAAAGUUCCUUAGGUACCGGUAUUCUGGCCAUGCCGGUGGCGUUCAAGAAUGCUGGUCUCAUUUUUGGUGCCAUUGGAACCGUGAUAAUAGGUCUAAUCUGUACCCACUGUGUACACGUUCUGGUCAAAACCUCACACGAUGUGUGCAAAAGGACGCGGAUACCGGUGCUUGGCUUCGCGGAAACUGCCGAACGAGUCUUUCAGUACGGGCCCGUCAAACUGCGGCGGAUGGCCAACUUCUCCAAAAACUUCGUCGACUACGGUCUGAUGGCAACGUACUACAGUGCCGGAUGCGUGUACAUCGUCUUCAUCGGCAGCUCCCUCGAGAAGGUCAUCAACACGAUGGCCGACCUGGACUGGGACGUGCGUAUCUACAUUCUGUUCACGAUGAUCCCGGUCCUGGCGAUCGGUCAAAUCCGCGAGCUGAAGUUCCUCGUUCCGUUCUCGGCGCUGGCCAAUCUGUUCAUCGUGGUCACCUUCGGCAUUACGCUGUACUACAUCUUCAAGGAUCCACUGGUGUUCGACGAUAAGCCGGGCUUCGCCUCGUUCGCGACACUUCCACUGUUUUUCAGCACCGUCAUAUUCGCAAUGGAAGGAAUCGGAGUUGUGAUGCCCGUUGAAAACUCCAUGGCUAAGCCACAACAUUUCCUUGGCUGCCCGGGAGUUCUGAACACUGCUAUGGGAAUUGUAAUCACUCUCUACGCCGUCAUUGGUUUCUUCGGUUAUGUCCGCUACGGGUCACUGGCCGCAGGAAGUGUUACGCUGAAUUUACCCACCGAGGAUGUAUUGGCCAAGAUUGCGCAGCUGUUGAUUGCCGCCGCUAUUCUGCUAACCUUCGGUUUACAGUUCUACGUGCCCAUGGACAUUUUCUGGAGAAAAAUCCAUGACAAAAUUCCCAAGGACAAGCACAACAUCUCGCAGAUUGCAAUUCGUUCUGGAAUCAUGAUUCUGAUGGGUGGCCUGGCGCUGGCCGUUCCCAACUUGGAACCCUUCAUCGGUUUGGUAGGAGCGGUCUUCUUCUCCAGCCUGGGUUUGCUAGUACCAUGCGUCGUGGAAACCGUAUUUCUGUGGCCAAACGAGCUCGGAACGUUCAAAUGGGUGCUGGUGAAAAACGUCAUUUUCGGAGCGUUCGCACUUUUCGCUCUGGUUGCCGGUUCGUACGUAAGCAUCGAGGAGAUUGUCAAGCUGUACACGGAGAAUGGUCAUACGGAGUGAUCUCCGGCAACCCUGCAAGCCUUCCCAUGCCAUCUUACAUUAAGAUACCUCGCCAAAGGGACGCUUUUCAUUGGGGACAAAAAACAAGUUGUGUGAUUAUUUUUUCCAGCUGGAAGAGAAACAACUGAUUUCAUGAACAGUAUAUGCAAAACGCCCGGGGUGCCCAGGAAACGUUGAGCGCUUGUUAGACUUACGAUUGUACACUAUUUGGAACAAUGCAUGCAUACACUUGUUUAAAAUGAAAUACAAAGCAUUAAAUAUUUUA